GUUUUACGAAUGCGCGUUUCGGUUGACACGCGUUUUCGCGGGUGAGCAAUAAAGGCGGGUCGUUGCGCGAAGUCGUCGUCGCCGUCGUCGUCGUCGUCGUCGUCGCCGUCGCCGCCGUCGUCGUCGCCGUCGUCGCCGUCGUCGUCGCCGCCGCCGUCGUCGUCGUCGUCGACGUCGUCGUCGUCGCAGUCGCUGACAUUGUCAUCGUUAUCAUCGUCGUAAUCAUCGAUGCUCGUAUGCACGGAUCGCAUCGCGUUGUCGCCGCCGCCGCCGCCGCCGCUGCCGCCGUCGUCGUCGUGGUUGUCAUUGUCAUCAUCGUCGUCGUCGUCGUCGGUGUCGUCAUCGUCGGUGUCACCGUCAGUGCCGUCACCGUCGUCGCCGUCGUCAACGUCAUCGUCAUUCGUCGGUCGACGUUACUUCGACUCGUCGGCCAGGUCCCCGGGCUAGGCGCUCCGGAGGAGACAUGUCAAUGUCAACGUCGAUAUCGACAACGACAUCGCGUGUGCCUCGAUCGCGGCAAGCGCAGUGACGAUUUCCGUCAGCAUACUCUGAUGACGUCAGCGGCGUUGCGAUAUGAUGGAGUCCAUCAGAAAAUGGUUUUACAGGCCUAAGAGGGACGACACGAGUUUACUGGCUCAAUUCUUUUAUGCCGACGAGUCUCUAAACGCAGUCGCUUGCGAAUUGGACUCCUUCGACGGCCGACAGGAACCGGAGAGAUGUACGACGCUGGUGAAUCAGUUACGACACUGUCAGGAUAAGGUGCUGACAAUUUGCAAUCAAAUAAUGGACGAUUUGAUCCCCGAAAGCCGCGCCAAUCGGGACUUCAGGGUAAAAUUUCCCGAUGACGUGAUGCAGGAGAAUUUAGCCGGACAGCUCUGGUUCGGUGCGGAAUGUCUGGCGGCCGGUUCGUCAAUUAUGAACCGGGAAGCCGAGAGCUCGGCCAUGAGGCCGUUAGCGAGAGCUCUCACUAAAUCGUUGGAGAUCGUCAGAAACUUGCUGAGAGAGCAUGCGCUCAAGGGCCACAUGAACUUGAAGGCACAAAAUCCACUCGAGCCGUCUCUGGAGAAACUCAUCGAGUCGUUGAAGAUCUUCGACCGACUGUUCGCCGAUUUCGAGUUGUGCUACGUCGGCGCUAUGGUGCCGGUGAAAUCGACAAAAGAAUAUGAGCAGCAGGAGCUCGUGUGCGUGUUAUUUUCAGAGACCCUGCAGCGAGCGCUAGAACGCGGAUUGUUGAAUCAAGCGGAUGUAGAUAACUACGAACCGGCUUUAAUGUUCACUAUUCCUCGGCUGGCUAUUGUUUCGGGACUUCUGGCACCGCCUGGAGGACCGUUGUGCCUCAACUCGCCUGACACCAUAAGCGAGAUGUUUAGACCAUUUAGAACUCUCCUUCUCAAGAUAAGAGAACUAUUAUGGACGUUAAAUAACCGUGAGUUAUACAUGUUGGAGAAGUUAUUAUGCUCAAACGAGGAACCGUCAAGUUCAAUUACGCACUCAACGAAAUCGACAUGUCAAGAUAUACCAGAUUUGGAAGAAUACGUUCAUAAUUUUUAUACUGGUUACCCGAACUGCAAAGACUUUAUCGUUGAUUUCUACACUGUGACGAAAAAUACGGGCAGUAACAUGGACGAGGUAGCGAGCGACGCAGUUCAAUCAUUGGACGAAAGUAGCAGAGACGAUCGGUUAUCAAGCGAGAAGUGUGAGCAGGACAGGAAUAGAUGUAAAAAGGAAAGGAAUGUGGAAACCGAACAUGAAGAUUUAAACAUAUCCUCGGACGGGUGUGACAGUAACGUAAUAUGUGAUAGCGUCGAAAAGAUACAAACUGAUGGGGAGAGUGUUGGUGAACAAAUGCAAUAUGAGCGAGAAUUAUCUGACACUUCGCGCGACACUGAACAAUUUCUUCGUGACUGUGAUUCAGUUUCUAAUGAUGGAAACGAUACUAGAGGAAGACUUGACUCAACGGUACAGAAUAACGUUACGAACAUUCUUGUUUUAGACGUUGUAGCGGGAACCAGCACUUCAAAUAAUACCAUUGAAGACGUGCGGAAUGAGGAAGGCUUUGUUACCCCCGACUUAACUAAAAUGUUUGAGGAAUGCUCCGACAACAUGGAGAUUUCACAGACGCAGUAUUUGCUUAAUCAAGUCACUCACGAAAAUAUCGUGGACAGUGAGAUUGCGCAUAUGUCCGAAAAUACUUUAUCCGACUCAGAUUCCAAGAAACUUAUCGCGGAGGCAAAUAAAACGCUUUCAAAUCUUCUCCUAGACUCUAGUGAAUGCCCGAAUGAGAUCUCAGAACAAACCGAUUCAGGUAUAUGUACAGUAAUAUCAUCCGAGAACACCAGCUUGUAUGACAAGAGUCCAGAAGAAAAGAAGACCUUUGCUGGUGACAUUCAACAGGACGGCUGCGAUGUGACGGACGAAGAAGACAUGCAGGAGAACACCAGCUAUUCUUGUUCCAAUAUGAACUCGCCGAAGAAGAAGGAUCCUACCAUUUCAGAUAACUCGUGUGUUUGUGGCACGAAGAGCACGAACAAAGCAUCUUUGGAUCAUUCAAUCGAAGUGCCUAGUUUGCACUCGAACGACGACAGACAGUCCGCCGACAAAAACAUUCCACGAAUAUCGUCAAACUUCGAUGGCACUAAUGAAGAAUUCAUUGGCGUGACAUACGGUAACGGCCAAUUAACUCUCUGUGACUCCAAUCAGUCCACUUUUCAAAUAAACUAUUCAGAGAAUUGGGAGAAUCUGAAUUUGAACAUAGACGCGUCGAAUUCGAGAAAGGAGUUCUGGGGUGACUUAAAAUGCGAAAAUUGCCCGUCCACUUCUCGAAGUAUCGAGAAAAUUGACAGUAAAAUUGAGAGGUACACGCAGGAUAAUAAGACGAGAAAAGCGAGAAACGAAAAGCAACGACGGCGACAUCAACACAAGCUAGACCGAAACACGCAUAAAGCUCACAAUAGAGAAAAAAGGCAUAACCUGCAAAUUAUGCGGGCAGCCACGAGCACUGAAAGCUCCAGAUCGAAUUCCACGGAUCGAUGCUUGAAUGCUCGAUUGACCAGCUUCAGCGCCAGCUUGCAUCUUGGCCAAACUACUAGACAGAUGCCGAAUUUUGGUAGUCGCAGUCCACAUCUAAGUCCACGACUUCAUCAUUUUGAGUGUUCGCGUGGACAAUGUUGCUGCAAUCUCGGUACGCAUUGCAUGAACAGACAUUCAUCGCCGCAGAGCAGAAAGUUACUAGACCAUAGAAGAUCCAAAUCCGAGCAGAUCGCCAGAAUGAAGAGAAGGGAUAUCGAGAAGAGGGAGAGAUACGAACGAGACAAAUACGCACGCAUAGAACAUAGUAAAAGAAAAUCUGGAACUGGAAGUAGUUUAAUGAAUGAUGGAUUGGGCCCUAGGACAGAUAAGAGCGGCUUGGUAUCGGACAUUGCAACGACUACGCCGCAGAGCGUUGUUUGUCAUGAAUAUCAAAGUACAAAAGACACGCACAGAUCUGCACGAGCAAUGAGACUGGUCAAUGCAUCGACAGUAUCUGGCGUAUCGUGUUUAAAUCCUCAUCAAUCUCUAAGUUAUAAACCCGAUGCGGCAUCAAGUUCCAGUUGUUCAAGCUGUUGCGAUUCGAGUUCGGAAACCAGCGAGUUUCAUAGCGACUGUCAGGACGAUGAGGAGAUUGCAUUGGCGAUGCAAGCUGCCGAGAUAGCAAAUAGAAAUCAAAUCAGAGCUAAAUUUCGAUCUUCGGAAGAUCUUGUCCACCGGCUCUUCGUUUGCAUAGCAGGCGUAGCAGAUCAAUUGCAAACAAAUUUUGCAUCGGAUUUGCGGAACAUUUUAAAAUGUGUUUUUCUCAUGAAUAGUAGUCAGACAAUAGAGGGCACUGAAGAAUCGAAGGAUCCGAAUUUAACUUCUACGGUGAAUGCAUCAAUAGAUACGACAGAGACAGAAAGUAUUCAUGAGCGGCAAGAAUCAUUACCAGAAUACGAAGAUGUAGAUGAAACUACUUCAAUACACGACCGAACGUCCCCAGUCACUGAAAGGGGAGAAGAGUGCGUCGAGAAAGCACCUGCUUGGGUGCCGGACAAUGAUGCGCCAAGGUGUAUGGCUUGUCAAGCAGGAUUCACGGUUGUGCGACGUAGACAUCAUUGCCGAAAUUGUGGUAAAGUGUUCUGUGGUCGUUGCAGUAGCAACAACGUUCCACUGCCUCAUUUCGGGCACACGAAACCUGUGAGGGUGUGCAACAGGUGUUUUCUGUAUCAAGUGACGCCUUUUACAGUUUCUCAAGUUUCGCCCACUAGAUGAAUGUUUCUGAAGUGGUUUGUAAAUUUGAUUGUUUUCUAUUGAAUUCUCUAUGCGGUACACUUCCAUUUCAGUAUGCAAGUUAUUUGCAUAAAAUUUGACAAUUAUAAUUUUCGUAAUAAAAUAAGCAAAUAUUCUUAUAUUCCAUAGGAACAGGUCCAAAGUUUUUAUAGAACAUGUAUAAUUAUGUGAUACACUUGUCCGGUGUUAAAAAGUUUAGUUUAAUGAAUUAAUCAUUGCUUUGUCAGCGGAAACAUAUUGUUUAAUUAAGAAACUGAAAUAAGUUUUUCAACUAUUCGAGUAUUUACUCUUCUUUUUUUAUUUCUUAAGUGAUACAAAAGUACAUUGAAUAUAUAAUAUAUAUAUCGAAAAAAUUUAGUGACACUUCGAUUUAUCCAAUUCUCAAUGUAUAAUUUGUAAAAAGAGAAGCUGCAGAAGGAUACGUUUGUACAAAAACAAAUAGAGGAGAAUUGGAGGAAAAUCGCUGUUGCUAGAUUGUUUUUGUGCGUUAUUUAUAUACUUACGUGCACUUAAUCUAUAAAUAUUAGACAUAUAGGCGCUAAUCGCUCAUAUUUUUACACAUCAUGAUUAAAUAUUUCGUAAGAAGAUAUUAAUCCAAUUUGUAGCAGCAAUGUAAUUUGAUUUGGGUAUCUGGGUGUAAGGUUUUUCACAUAUUUCAUUUAAGAAAAUUGUAUAUUCAUAUUUAGGCGAUUAUAUAGAAGAUAAAUUUUCUGUACAUUACUACUACUAUUCUUAUAUUAUUUUUUUUUAUUUUAGUUGUUUUUAUUAUUUCUGAUAAAUUUUCACUCAUAUAAAGAUUUUUUGUUCAAAUAAUAAUUAUUAUUAAAUUAUAUUACCGUGUGCAGAAGUUUAUAAACUGGCGAUUUAUUUCUGUCAGAGAUACGUGUAAUAAAAUCUUUUCCACAUUCUAAAAUGUAAAAAAUACAAUGGAACAUGAAAAAAGGAUUAGUUGCAAUUAGUUCCAGCAAUAAGAAUGUAGAAGUUAAAUUUUAGUUGUAUACAAUUGAAAUUUAACUAGGACACACAGAACCUCGUUGCUACAACUAAUCUUUUUUUCCAUCUUUCAAUAUAUCAAUAUAUUAAGAAGGUUCUCUUUUCACAUAUUUUAAAAACUCAAAUUUUGAAAAUAAGUUUAUGAUUAAGGUAUUCCUGAAUCUUUCAAUUUUUUGAUCGUGUAGUUUUCUUGAAAUCUUAUGUGAAGGAGAAUUUUAAACAAUUUAAUCGCAAAUAAAUAUAAAAAUUUUAAAACACUAUAAAAAAGAAUAAAGUUUGUGCUAAGAACAUUUUGGAAUUAAAACAACUUUUUGUUAAUAUUCCUUUUUUCUAAAAGUACACUUAAAUUAUUUUAAAUUAUUAUUACUAUAAACAAUUAUAAUCAAUUAUUUUUAACGUCAACAUUUUUUUCUACGUCAAUAUUUAUCAAUAUUACAGAAAACUUAUUUUUAAAUAACACAUUAUCGUUUUUAUUACUUAAAUUUUGUUUGUUAUUUAUUAUUUUGAAGAUGACAACAUUAAACGCUCUUUUGUUAAACAAUACAUGUAAAGGAAAAGUCAUAUGAUUCUCCUCCACUUUUAUAAACUGAAGAACCUUCUUAAAUUAUCUAUAUAUUUAUAGCAGGUGUAAAUAAUAUUCUUGGUAAAAGGUCAUAAACUUAUAUGAUAUAAAUAAAUAUUGUUUUGAAUUAUUAAAGAAAGCGUGGAGCACACGCAUAUUUAAAAAGGGAAUUUCAACUAAGAUGAAUUAUUAGUUUUAAAGUUUAAAAUCACCGCUUAAGCGAUGAGCGUUAUUAUAUCGCUGUUGUCUCGAUAUGAAGAUUUUUUUCUUUCAACGUAUCUAGACGUUUCAUUACGUUAACCAAAAGAUUCAAAAAUUAUUCAGCAUUUCUGGUAGUGUUUAGUUGACAAUCGAUAGUUGAUUUUUCAUGAAGAGCAAGUUUCUUUACGGAAGUUUAAGACUUAUAGCAACACUUUCAAAGCGUCAAAUUAUAUAUAGUGUAUAUACAUCUGUGUAAUGUAUGUGUACAUGUAUGGGAAAAUACGUAUGCACGUUUAAAUGAAUAAGGAAGAAAUAGAAACGAAAUUUUCGCGUUCAUUAGUUGGAUCACGCUGUAACUUAUUAUCGCGAUUAGAAUUUCUAAGCGUUUACUGCCUGCUGGAGUGUUUUUGGAGUAUAUACACAGGUGCGUUAGCACACACCAAUUAGCUCCUGUGCCAAAUUUAUGACAAUAAGUUUCCUCUUUCUUAUAUCUCGCACGAAUUUGGUUCCUAUUGGAGAGCUCGUACAAGAUACUUCCGAUUACUGUGAAACAUUGUGUUACAGAUUAAAGGUUUUGAAACAGCAUUCGUAACAGACGAUUACUCUGCGUAGCACCAUGAUUGAUAAAGACUGGUUGAAUGAUAUAGAUUUUUCGCUCAUUAACGUUUUUCAUGAACUUGUCGCGUUUAAUAUAAAUUUCGAAUGAUGGAUUUAUAUCGUCAUCAAUUUUGUUUUUUAUUUUUAACUAUUUGUGUUUUAUUAUAAGAUAUCGAUUUUCACAAGAUAUGAAGUGAUAGUAUCAAUUUCAUGAACAGUUUUUCUCACAUUCUCGUUAAUCUUAAUUUGUUGUAAUAUCAAUAACCAAAAAGCAAUACAAAAUUUAAAUGAUUUAAGAAUUAAUUUUGAACGCAAUAUUUAAUUUUAAACAAAUAGUAGAAUCGAAAUAUUCAAGUAUAUAUUCAUCAAUGUGAAAUAUAAUGGGGAAUCGAAUUGUAUGCAUCCAUCAAUGAAUGCAUACAAUUAUGUAUAAACAAUUGUAUAAAUUGAACGGCGAGUCGAUUUGCUGCGAUUAAAAUCGCGCGAAGUAAGAACGUUAAUUGAAAUCGUAUAUCAAUUAAUCUGAUGUUUAGAUAUGUAAUUAUGCUUAUCGAUUUUCAUAUGGACGUAAUAUGUAAUAAUGGUUCUCUAAAAUAACGAAUAGCAAUCGGUCAGAUUCGGAAGUCGUUGUAUAUUAUAAUCGCGUCUGCGUAUUGUAAACUAUAGGUAGAACUUUUUACCAUUUGAAAAAAAAUCUUAUAUAAUAUCUAUGAAACAGCGAGAGUACUCGUGAAAAAGAGAAAAAAAGAACUUAUUUCUGUAAGAAGCACAUCGAGUAGAGAGUAUACCUUUAGAUUACAGAUGUUUAGACGGAGUUAUUUUUUACACACACUCGUAAUCGAUGCCUUGCUAGAAUAUCCGUGCUUUCAAUUACGAAUGCGACGAAAAGCCUCUGGCUAAAAAGUCUAGCGAUUAAGCGCGAACCGCUGCUAAGCAUCUCAUCUUCUCUAUAUAUGUGUGAAUCAUCUUGGUAAUCAGGUUUUCUCCUGUGCCUAAAUUAUCACAGGCAUCGAACUAUGCUAAUACUAGAACACCUUGACGUGCCCAAAAUGUGAUCUAAGAAAAAUAAAAAAGGUAUCCUUGAUGAAAAAAAUUCUCAUAAUAUUUUUAAGACUUUUUUAGAUUUCAAAUUUAUGAAGAUUUCUGGGAAAAAAAUGUCUUAAUCUCUUCAGAUUUUGUAAAUUUUCCUUAGAAAUUAUAGAAUAAGAAAUCUUAGAAAUCUUAAACUAUUCCAAAUUUACAUAUACAUAUUUAAAAAAUUGGAAGAUAGAUUUUUUUCUAAGUAUUUCUAAGAAAUGUUCUAAUUCGUAUAAAAAUCUGAGAAAUUUUUUAAAAACAUUGUAGAAAAAAUGUAAAAAAUUUUAUAUAGAAAUUUAAAAAAAUUAUAUGAAAAAAUUUUCACCAGGGACAAUUCGUAAUUGGCAAAUUUUUAAUUCGAUUCAAAGCUUUACUCUAUAUAUGUAUACGACUCAAUGUGAGUCAUAUAAGAAAUAAAUAUAGAACUAGAGAUAAAUUAAAGAACUAAAAAGUUAAAAGAAUCUUGAAAAGUAUAUAUAGUAUUGUAUUGCAAAUAGAGAUGUUUAUCUAAUAUACAAAAGAAAAAAAUUUAAAAAGCUAUUUCAACAAAUUUAAAUCUCUUGAUGCAAAUAUUAUGCGUGUGAAUAUUUCUUCUUCAUAUACGAAGGAGAGUUCCAGUAUUAUCGUAGUUCAGUGAUUAUAGCCUGUGAAUAUAAAUUAAACGAACAAACUGAAAGCAUGUGAAAAGAGAAAAAGAAAAAUGGAAAGUAGAUAUGUAAAAAAAAAUUGAAGAAAUAAACUGAGAUAUAAGGUGGAUCAAAGAUCACGAUGUCGUGAAAAUGUUCGAAUAAAGAAAAAAGCUUUUUAUGUGUACGUAAAUAAAAAUAAAACAUUGUAUGUAUAUAAUAUUGUUUGACUGUUUGAUGGAAUUAAUAUUAUAUAAGAAAAUUACUUAUUUUUAAAUCGAUUACUUUAAUCACUGACUAAUAUUAUUUUUCUUUCGGCGUGGUGAUUUUGAUUCACUCAAUGUCUCGAGGGGUUUACGAAUUGCCAAUUAAGAAAUUUCUAUUACCAGGCGACAAAACGUACCCCUCUGAAUUAUUUUUGUAUUAUUUGCCCAAGUGUACGCGUAAAAACGUAUUUUUAGCGCAUUUGAUGUUAGAUUCUCUGAAAGGCGCAUGAUCGGUUUGGCGAAAUAAUGGUCGAUAACAGCGUGUAACCAAUGACAAAACGAUAUUAAUACUUGCUAUUGAUACGAUAUCCAUUUAACACCGAAAUUAUUUGCAAUCCAUAUCGGAAGGCUAACGACACGUGAUGUCACGUGUCCAUGAUUUUGGAGGAAUAAAAAAAAUACUUGUAAAGAAUACAAUUCUAGAUGGAUGUGUAUAAUGCGUGUGUGCAUGGGUGUAUGCGUGUAUGUAUAUAUGCGUGCAAAUAACAAUUAUUCGCAAUAUUACAUCAUGAGACGAAGUGUCUCUUUAAUAUUUGAAUGCACUGUGGUUUCGGUAAUGGAUGUAUUCAGACACGAAUAUAAAUAAAAUUUGUUAAUUAAAA
Molecule: messenger RNA, 9226 nt
Organism: Monomorium pharaonis (pharaoh ant)
Lineage: Eukaryota; Metazoa; Arthropoda; Insecta; Hymenoptera; Formicidae
Product: lateral signaling target protein 2 homolog
Exons: 6
Coding region: 574-4284 (1236 amino acids)
Cellular component (GO): early endosome membrane
Molecular function (GO): metal ion binding
Source: RefSeq, a predicted model, not a curated record